Messenger RNA from Aspergillus nomiae NRRL 13137, 912 nucleotides. RefSeq lists its product as uncharacterized. The transcript has 2 exons. The coding region runs from base 1 to 912 and encodes 303 amino acids. Lineage: Eukaryota; Fungi; Ascomycota; Eurotiomycetes; Eurotiales; Aspergillaceae. The record is from RefSeq and is a predicted model, not a curated record.
AUGGCAUCUGAUCCCGCAACGUCAACAAAGACGGACGAUGUCUCGCACACUAUAACUACACUGGCCAUGACGACGGCCUUCACUCCGCCGGCGUCUUGCUCGAGCUCAUGGACGUAUGAGCCGUCAGUGGCCAACAACGUGCUAAAUGGGCUGCUACUACAGAACGCCGCCGCAUCUGACAAUGCGGAUCCCGCUUGCUUUCCGUCGGGCUUCAGUCAAUAUGGUAGGAAGACAGCCGACCGUGUUUAUAGCCCCGGUUACUGUCCUAUAGGAUACACGUCCGCCGAUGUGGCCAUUGAACAACCUACAACGACUGUAGUCUGUUGUCUCUCAAAAUACUCGUAUAUGACCAAGAUCAUGGAAAAUAACGGCGCAAUAUAUGCUGGCUGCAUAAGCACCUUCCCAUCAACAACCUCUACUAUCGUCACUGUUCGCCAAGACCCGAAGAAAAGCACCCAGGUACAAGGCCCCAUUACUAUGUGGGCACAGCCGAUUACAAUACAGCUGCAAUCGUCCGAUUUGAGCCUAUUUGUUUCUGCCACUCCAACCACUGCAGCUUCUUCCACAUCUGAUGCUCCUUCAACUCAGCCCACCACCGCUCAUCACACAACCGCUCCUCCGACAGCGACAGCAUCCGGAGAAACUACAAGCUCUGGAUCCAGUGGUAUAUCGACAGGGGCUGGAAUAGGGAUAGGUGUGGGUGCGGGUGUUGGCGGACUCAUUGUUCUUACGGCGAUUGGGCUUUGGUUCUUCCGUCGCCGACGGAGAGCUAACAAGAAUUUGACGUCCAUGACUGACCCCUUCGGCUCCCAAGGAAUGCCGGGCUACCAUCGUGCUCGAAAGAUAAAUGCGGACCCAGCAGAGCUGGACACUUCUGCUCGUCAGUCUCAAAAUAUACAUGAACUUGGCUGA